Varroa destructor (honeybee mite) is the source of this 3304-nucleotide messenger RNA. RefSeq lists its product as uncharacterized. The record is from RefSeq and is a predicted model, not a curated record. Lineage: Eukaryota; Metazoa; Arthropoda; Arachnida; Mesostigmata; Varroidae.
GAUUUCGUAAUAGUAGUACCAAUGGGUUUGUAGUUGCAAACUAGGCCUUGAGAUGUGACACCGCAGCCUUUGAUUCCUCUUAAUUUGAUAUAGAGAGCCCUAACGUUGGCAAGGCUCUUGAAUCACCAAAACCAGAGUAAAGCACUCGAGAGAUGACUAUUAAAACCGAAUCUAUAAUGGCGAUAUGUUGUUAUUGCAUUCGAACUGUGUUGUUGUGUAAAUACUUAACGGAAGUAUAAUUAGUUCAGGACUGUAAUAUCUAUUAGGUAUGGUAAAAAUGAUCCUUACGAAUCACAACGACCUGCACCCAUCAGGCGCAGAACAAUAUACCCUUCCUCUCCGCACAUGGGAGCAGGGAAGACAACCAGCAACAGUGACUUUAAAUCAACUUCAGGUAGUGAUCUAAUGAAUACUACAUAUCCGUUUAUCUGAAUAAAAAUCCUAAUAGAAAUCGCAUAGAUAUGUUUAAUGAGGUUUACAAAAAAUGUUCCAUCUAUUUAGAUUUAAUGUGAAGAAAAUUUGAAUUUACGGCUGAAACAUUAUUGUUGUUGCCGUCUGACAUCAAAAACAGAUAAGUAACGAACCCGAUAGGAUAAAAUAUAGGCUUUUAGAAGGUCGCGGCGAUACACGUGGCCCAACGGCGGCCUAUACGUGGAUAGAGUUUGAAUUCAACCGGCCACCUUUGCAUGCGUGCGUUGAUCUGACACGUAGGACUCACGUUACGUGCUUGACCGCGUCAACGAUUCGAUGAACAUCACAAGGAUAAACGCGUACUGUUGUAGUAUGCAGUACGUCGACGUACGUACACAAAAAAAUUCUACGCUUUCGGAUUGAGCGCAUAUCAGGAAGCGGCUGAAAGACGAAUGUCUAUUUAAGAACCUACCUACUAGCUCUAGAGCGUAAACAAAAAGACAGAGGUGUUGCUGUUGUUAUUGGAUUAGUGAAGCGUCAGUGCAGAAUCGGUUCUAUUGCAAAUAUGCUUACCCCACUACAAAUGUGUUUAAAGUUGACAAAAGUUACACCGAACAUUGUAAAUAAAGUUGAAAUCGCAAGUUGACAGAAUUGCACUGCAUCGUAUGUAGACUUUACUACAUAAACGGACAGUUACUACUUAUCAUCCAAAUAUAAACCGUAUUAAUUUAGAGAUAUGCCGAAAUGUUCUAUAAACAUUUAUUUUGUAUCAACACCUAUCUGCUUGCUACUGUUCUUAAGAUGACGUCCACAACCAUUUUUGAGAGCAUAUGUCUAAAUGGAUAAUUUAAAUCUAUUGUCGUAAAACGGCUACUUAAGUCUUGUGUUUAUUGAUGUGAUAUUCUACAGUAUUUGUACGGAAGCGUAAGAGACGCGAAUUUGUAGGCCAAACGUGAAACUACAAAGCUGACUUAACGAUAGUGGUGCAACGAAUGACUGGGUGAUGUUGGUGAUGUUUUCGAAGACAUUGUACCCUAUCCAACAACUUUUGCCAUUUUAACAACCGUUUAAAGAAGCAUUUUGUUUGUGCAUUAGUUCGUUUCGACCUUUUGUCUUACACGUAGAUUUUGGGCAACUUGAAAUGAGAGCAAACUCUUUACUGAAAUGUAAGGAACGCUUUUUUUCUAACUAAAUAGUAAAAAAAAAUUCUCAAAUACAACGUUUAUCCUCACAAUACAAGGAUUGUCUAAACCCAGUAAGAGCGUUUGGUGAAUUAACAGACUGUUAAUAGUAAAAAAAAAAUUAAUGAAGAUGUAAAAACACUCGACUUUGCAAGUAUAUCCUCUACUUUGAUGUGCUACGCAGAACAUUGACGCUUAACAGAGCGGCAAUUGCCGACUAUUUGGAGAAAUAUCUUUGUUUUCUGCUAGAGGGCGCAGCGCAAUCGUGGCUCCACUUGUACUGUUACAUUUAGCAUCGAGCGAGGCAGGUGAACUGGAGCGUCCUGCUCACCGAGCAAAUCAGAGAGCAGACCCGACGUGUUACCCCCUUCUCUUUGUCGAGGUUGCACCGGUUCAUCUACGGGGGCGAGGGGAAUGCCCUCGAUCAGUGACUGCGUAUAUAACUGUGCUAUCCUGCAGACAACUUUUACUUCAUCCGUCGGUGUUACUGCGCAUGAGUGACAGGUACGGGCGCAUACUUCGCUGCAAAAUAAUGGCGGCUUUUCAGAGUGAAGAUCUAGUUAAGCUGGUGAAAGACAACCCGUGUUUGUACAAUAGACGACAUGUGCACUACCGUAACAAUGAAGCUAAAACUGAAUCUUGGAACCAAAUUGGAAGCUAUUUUGGUCUGUCCGGUCGAGACGUCAUGAAAAAGUGGACCAGCAUUCGUGAUCGAUAUAAGCGAACGCUUAACAAGGUCAAUGUCUCGAUAGCAUUAGGCACCCAUUAUGAUCACAAAUGGAAACUGUAUGACACUCUCAAUGAAAUGCUGUUCGAGAACUAUGAAGCGCAAGUUGGUCCUGUUCCAGCGCCCCAUACGCAGGAUAGCAUAACUCUCGCUGAGAGCACCCCUUCACCGCCAUCUUCAGUAUCGCUCGAUGGGCUUUCGCUGUCCCCCAAUACGAGCGGCUCUUCGCCACGUCCUGAAGUCAUUGUCUUCUCCGACGCAGCUCAACUACGUUCCAUCGUAUCACCGACAUUCGUUGCGACUACGGGAUUCGAUGAGGUCAAGGAGAACAGGGAAAACUUGCCACGCCCUCAACAAAAACGAAAGAUCUGUUCGUCUACCGACAGCUCCGAGGACAGCUACGUUGAUAACCUUGUUAAGCUGUUCGGUAUAGAUUUGGGCAGGAGAAUACGAGCGAUGCCUGCCGACCAGCAGAUGCAGGCUAUUAAUAUUGUACAUCAAAGUCUCGUCCAAUGUGAGAUGGACUUUCUCGCCAAAAAAUCUAGAAACAAUCUAGCGGAGAAUGACGAGACUGUUCUACCAGACGUCAGUACGGAUAAAGAAACUAGAAACGAACUCCAAGCAUAGACUGGGCAAUCGUUUCAAUGUGAUAAUCUUCAUGGUUGGACUCGUCUGAGUCAGUUUUAAUCAUGACGUGAUCCGGUGCACACAGCUGGAAUACUCUCCAUAGAGGAAAACAAUACAAGCUUCACUGCCAAGAUUUAAUGUCACAGUGUGUAUGGCGUCAUCCUUCUUGUAUAACCUGAACAUUCAAUUGAACAAUUUUAUUGUUAAAAGAUGCUCUGCCGACACAGAGUGUGCCACUGUGUAUUUUAGCUGCUCUAUCAGCCAUAGUAUCUCAAUUUACGAAACGAAUCAGUAAUAAAUAACUUUCUUUAUUCACACAAUAAUUAUACAAUGACAAUGAUUUAAUGAGACAAUAAAA